Molecule: messenger RNA, 3929 nt
Organism: Hipposideros armiger (great roundleaf bat)
Lineage: Eukaryota; Metazoa; Chordata; Mammalia; Chiroptera; Hipposideridae
Gene: ESF1
Product: ESF1 nucleolar pre-rRNA processing protein
Exons: 14
Coding region: 625-3357 (910 amino acids)
Biological process (GO): rRNA processing
Cellular component (GO): nucleus
Molecular function (GO): RNA binding
Source: RefSeq, a predicted model, not a curated record
CGUCGGAGGGGAGAUCAGGUCGCCUUCCUCUCUGUAUAUCAUAUGGAUGUUUGUCGAGUGCUUUCUUUAUAAACAUUUAUAUGCAUUACCUCUGACAGUUGGAUGGACUGGUACCUAACUCGUAAGGGUGUUCGGAGGCUUAAAUGUUUUAAUACAUCUAAAGCUCAUAGUAAGAGCUCACCAUUAUUAAUACUAUUUUUACGUGUGUAAGUGGAUUAUUUAAAUCUUUGAUUUUUCUUUCUGUAUAAAAAGUUUUCAAUUUUGAGGAAAAGAAAUAGCUUUAUUGUCGAGCCUUGCUUUUCAAACAGCACCACUUCCUGUUUGAUUAGUUGAUUUUUGCUCUUAAUAAUCAGUGACUUUUGGCUCUUUGCUAAAAUCAAAUCUAGAGAUACUAAGCCACUAGUGACUAUUUUUAAAAAGCAGUAUUAAUUAUAUACACACACAUAUUCCAAUAUGUUUUAGGGAGAAUCAGCCCAUUUGGGCCUUGGUCACUUCUAGAACAAGAAGUGAUAUUAAGCGAUAUUUAUUAACUAGAGUGAGACUUUAUGUGGUUCUUGAAGGAUGGUCAGAUCUAAAGAGGGAACUUUGUGAACUAAACCUGACUGGAGUUUGGUCUGUUUAGUUAUGAGACUAGCCUUGUGGAACUAUAAAGGCUGUUUGAAGUGGCACAAGUAUUUGAUUUCUUCAAGCAUUUGUCCGGUCGGAGUUUUAAAAAUGGCCUCUAACCAAGAAAUAAUGAGUGACCUGCGGUUUAGGCGGGUUACAAAAGACCCGAGAUUUUGGGAAAUGCCAGAAAAAGAUCGAAAAGUCAAAAUUGACAAGAGAUUUCGAGGAAUGUUUCAUGACAAAAAGUUCAAGUUGAAUUAUGCUGUGGAUAUAAGAGGACGUCCUAUCAACCACAGCACUACAGAGGACUUGAAACGUUUUUAUGACCUUUCAGAUUCUGAUUCAGAUCUCUCUGAUGAAAACAACAAAGAAUUGAACCAAAAGAAAAUGGAGAAGAAAAAACCCCAAACUAAAAGUAAAAUAGAAUCAAAAAAUCUAGUUGAGGAGAAAAAGAAAGAAACCAAGAAAAUUAACCAAAAGGAUUCUGGAAAUAAAAACAAUUUAGAUAACUCUGACACAAUUCAGAAAAUGAAAAACUCAUGCAAAUCUAAGAAGGUAGAUUUAAAAAUAAGUCCCAAAAAAGAUGGUGAAAAAUUUACACCAAAAAGUACGAAAGGCAAAAAAAAUAUUGCUCAACAUAAUACAGACUCCUAUCCCAAAGGAAGACUGAGGACAAUAGACUCAAGCACUUCCGAAAUUGUGAAAUCUCCCAAGAUCAAGUAUUCUGAGACAAGAAGAGAAAUACAGACAGUGGUUCCAUUCAUAACCGCUAGAGACAGUGAUGGUUGUGAAAACACAACUGGUAAAAUGUUUGAUAAAGAUGCUCUGAAGGAAGAUUCAGAAAGUGCUAGUGAAAUUGGUGAUGAAGACUCUGAAGAUGGAAUUAUAGGCAUUGGUAGAGCUGAUGAUGAUGAUGAUGAUGAUGAUGAUGAUGAUGAUGAUGAUGAUGAAGAAUCUGAAGAUGGAAUUACAGGCAUUGGUAGAGCUUCAGCUGUUGAUGAUGAUGAUGAUGAUAAUGAAGAAGAUGAAAAUGAUGAGGAGAAUGAAGAUGAUGAUAGUGAGGAUAAUGAUGAAAGUGACAGUGGACCUGAUCUUGCAAGAGGCAAAGGAAAUAUAGAAACUAGUUCCGAAGAUGAAGAAGAUAUGGUAGAUUUACUUUCAGAGGAAUCUGGUUUUGAGCAUGCUUGGAGAGAACUAGAUAAAGAUGCUCCUCGAGGUGAUGAGAUUACACGUCGAUUAGCCGUUUGUAACAUGGACUGGGAUAGAAUAAAGGCAAAAGAUUUGCUGGCUCUGUUCAAUUCAUUUAAAUCUAAAGGAGGUGUUAUAUUUUCUGUAAAGAUAUAUCCUUCAGAGUUUGGAAAGGAGAGGAUGAAGGAAGAGCAAGUUCAAGGACCAGUAGAGUUAUUAAGUAUUCCUGAAGAUGUCCCUGAAAAGGACUGGACCUCUAGAGAAAAACUGAGAGAUUAUCAAUUCAAACGACUGAAGUACUAUUAUGCAGUAGUAGACUGUGAUUCUCCUGAAACAGCUGGUAAACUUUAUGAGAAUUGUGAUGGACUGGAAUUCGAAAGUAGUUGUUCGUUCAUAGAUCUAAGGUUUAUACCAGAUGAUAUUACUUUUGAUGAUGAGCCCAAGGACGUAGCCUUAGAAGUGGAUUUAACAGCAUAUAAACCAAAAUAUUUCACAUCUGCUGCAAUGGGAACAUCAACGGUGGAGAUCACUUGGGAUGAAACUGAUCAUGAAAGAAUUACAACACUCAACAGGAAGUUUAAAAAGGAAGAGCUUUUGGACAUGGAUUUUCAAGCAUACUUAGCUUCCUCUAGUGAAGAUGAAGAGGAAAUAGAAAAGGAACUACAAGGUGGUGAUGUUGUCAGUGUAGAAGAAGAUGGGAAAACAAAAAAAAGUCAGAAAGAUGAUGAAGAACAAAUUGCUAAAUAUAGGCAACUCUUGCAAGUUAUUCAAGAAAAAGAGAAGAAAAGCAAAGAAAAUGACAUGGAAAUGGAAAUUAAGUGGGUUCCAGGUCUUAAAGAAAGUGCAGAAGAAAGGGUCAAAAAGAAAUUGGAAGGAAAGGAUAAACUGACCCCUUGGGAACAAUUUUUAGAGAAGAAGAAAGAGAAAAAAAGACUGAAAAAGAAACAGAAGGCUCUUGCUGAAGAGACCAGUGAAGAUGAACUUCCCUCUGAUGUUGAUUUGAAUGACCCGUACUUUGCUGAAGAAGUUAAAAAAAUAGGUAUAAAAGAAAAGAAAAAAUCAAUGAAAUCUGCCAAAGAUAGCACAUCUCCAGAGGAAGAUGCUGAAAUAGAAAAACAAAAGGCUGAAAUGGCUUUGCUCGUGAUGGAUGAAGAGGAAGAGAGCAAGAAACACUUCAAUUACAACAAGAUUGUGGAGCACCAGAAUCUGAGCAAAAAGAAGAAAAAACAGCUUAUGAAAAAGAAGGAAUUAAUAGAGGAUGACUUUGAGGUAAAUGUAAAGGAUGCACGGUUUCAGGCAAUGUAUACUUCCCACUUGUUCAAUUUGGAUCCUUCAGAUCCUAAUUUCAAGAAAACAAAAGCUAUGGAAAAAAUCCUUGAGGAGAAAGCCCGGCAGAGAGAACAGAAAGAACAAGAACUUACUCAGGCAAUAAAGAAAAAAGAGAGUGAAGUUCAAAAGGAAUCACAAAAGAGGUCCGUUGAUCCUGCUUUGUCAAUGUUGAUUAAAUCUAUAAAAAACAAAACAGAGCAGUUUCAAGCAAGAAAAAAACAAAAAGUCAAGUAACUAUAUAUUGUUUCUCUUUGGAUUGUGAAUGUGUUCUAAAGUAUACAGAAGUGGUAGAAGGAAUAUUUAUUGGGAACAAAGCUACCUUUCAAGAAUAUGGAUAAAGUCUUACCCUGACCAUUGUAAAAUUUCUCUCGUGUGUAACAGUUAGAUCUAAUUGGAGAUGAUUAACAAAUUUGCGCUCUGUAUUUCUACAGAUUAAUCAUAAUUAAUUCAGUUAAUCCAAAUUAUAGGAUUUAUAAACUUUUUAUAUUUUAUGAAGUUCAGUUUACAUUAGUAGAAGAUUACUCUAAGUUAGCUUUUUUUCUAAAAGAUUUUACAGUUCUAUGUAAAAAAUAGAACAGUACUCAAUCUUAAGUCUGAAUAACAAUUAGGAAUAAUUUUAAAAUAUGUUUUUGCAAUACAUUAAUUUCUCUGAAGGGCCGGAGACUGAUUUCGAUAUUUAAAUAAUUUAUUUUUCUAGCCCUAAUGGAUGGAAGCCAGUAAUUUGCUUUGUUGUUUGGUCAUGUUUAUUAUAUAAUAGUUUGUUUAUGACAUUAAUUUGUAAAUAAAAGAGUAAAAUGUUUUUAUUA